Brienomyrus brachyistius is the source of this 4251-nucleotide messenger RNA. It is a transcript of the gene atp2a2a, whose product is annotated as ATPase sarcoplasmic/endoplasmic reticulum Ca2+ transporting 2a. Lineage: Eukaryota; Metazoa; Chordata; Actinopteri; Osteoglossiformes; Mormyridae. The transcript is spliced from 22 exons. Gene Ontology annotation, biological process: intracellular calcium ion homeostasis; calcium ion transmembrane transport. Gene Ontology annotation, cellular component: membrane. The record is from RefSeq and is a predicted model, not a curated record. Gene Ontology annotation, molecular function: ATP binding; ATP hydrolysis activity; P-type calcium transporter activity. Bases 476 to 3466 code for a protein of 996 amino acids.
GCGCCGAGGAGGGCGGUCACUGGCAGGCAGGCAGGCAGGCGGCGGAGAGCUUCGGAGCUACCCAGCGGGACCUCGAACUGGGCGGUUCGGUGCCGGGUGUUAACCACCAGCUCUCUGGGAAUUAACAAGAUAUCGGGGCACUUUUACUUUUUUCUCCAGAGGGAUUUUGGCAUAGAGCGGCUUUUGACGUCCUUAAUUCGGGCUGUCUGGGGGAAAUUUUGCAAAGAGGGAGGACAUCGGCUCCUUUUUGCAGAGAUCUGCCGUGUUAACGAUCAGUCGUCUUUUUUUCUUUUAUAAAUAAUUCUCCCCAUCGUCCUUUGGAUUCUUUUCUUUUUCUGAAGGUUCCAUCUAUGCCUUGUAGGUCGCUAAAGCGCUAGCUUCAUCUGAACAUUUUUAGUUUUUUUCCCCUUUUAGAGCAGGAGGUGGUUGAAUAAACAAAGUAAAGGUGUCUACUGGAGUAAGGUGACCAUCCAGCAUGGAGAACGCGCACACAAAGACUGUCGAGGAAGUUUACAGUUAUUUCAGCGUCAACGAAAGCACAGGACUGAGUCUGGACCAGGUCAAACGGCAGCGGGACAGAUGGGGACCCAACGAGUUGCCGGCAGAAGAAGGGAAGUCGCUGUGGGAGCUGGUCAUCGAGCAGUUUGAAGAUUUACUCGUGCGGAUCCUUCUCCUCGCAGCCUGUAUAUCGUUCGUUCUGGCCUGGUUUGAAGAAGGAGAGGAGACCAUCACUGCCUUUGUGGAGCCUUUCGUUAUCUUAUUAAUCCUCAUCGCCAACGCCAUCGUGGGUGUGUGGCAGGAGCGGAACGCCGAAAAUGCCAUCGAGGCUCUUAAAGAGUACGAGCCCGAGAUGGGCAAGGUCUACCGACAGGACAGGAAGAGCGUGCAGAGGAUCAAGGCCAAAGACAUUGUGCCGGGGGACAUUGUGGAGGUGGCGGUGGGAGACAAGGUGCCUGCAGACAUCCGCCUUAGUUCUAUCAAGUCCACCACCCUGAGGGUAGACCAGUCCAUCCUGACAGGAGAGUCUGUGUCCGUCAUCAAGCACACGGACCCGGUGCCCGACCCCCGCGCUGUGAACCAGGAUAAGAAGAACAUGCUCUUCUCUGGCACCAACAUCGCUGCCGGCAAGGCCGUGGGCGUGGUGGUGGCCACGGGCAUCAACACGGAGAUCGGCAAGAUCCGUGACGAGAUGGCCUCCACGGAGCAGGAGAAGACGCCCCUGCAGCAGAAGCUGGAUGAGUUCGGCGAGCAGCUCUCCAAAGUCAUCUCGCUCAUCUGCAUCGCCGUGUGGAUCAUCAACAUCGGCCACUUCAACGACCCCGUCCACGGAGGCUCCUGGAUCCGCGGCGCCGUCUACUAUUUCAAGAUCGCCGUGGCGCUGGCUGUGGCCGCCAUCCCCGAAGGCCUGCCGGCCGUCAUCACCACCUGCCUGGCGCUGGGCACGCGCCGCAUGGCCAAGAAAAAUGCCAUCGUUCGCAGCCUGCCCUCUGUGGAGACGCUGGGCUGUACCUCCGUCAUCUGCUCCGACAAGACGGGCACCCUCACAACCAACCAGAUGUCCGUGUGCCGGAUGUUCAUCAUCGAUAAGGCUGAAGGGGACAGCUGCUCCCUGAACGAGUUCACCAUCACUGGCUCCACAUACGCCCCGGAGGGAGAAGUGUUCCAUGAUAGCCGGUCUGUGAAGUGCUCCCAGUAUGACGCCUUGGUGGAGUUGGCCACCAUCUGUGCCCUCUGCAACGACUCCUCUCUGGACUAUAACGAGGCCAAGGGGGUGUACGAGAAGGUGGGGGAGGCCACCGAGACUGCCCUCACCUGUCUGGUGGAGAAGAUGAACGUGUUCGACACCGACGUUAAGGGCCUGUCCAAGAUCGAGAGGGCCAAUGCCUGCAACUCGGUGAUAAAGCAGCUGAUGAAGAAGGAGUUCACCCUGGAGUUCUCCAGAGACAGGAAGUCCAUGUCUGUUUACUGCACCCCCAACAAAUCCCGCUCCUCGAUUGGCAAGAUGUUUGUCAAGGGUGCCCCAGAGGGCGUGAUUGACAGGUGUACACACAUCCGUGUGGGCAGCAACAAGGUGCCCCUGACAUCAGGCAUCAAGGAUAAGAUUAUGUCGGUGAUCCGGGAGUACGGCACGGGCCGGGACACCCUGCGCUGCUUGGCGCUGGCCACGCGUGACAAUCCUCUGAAGAAGGAGGACCUGGUGCUGGUGGACACAGCUCGCUUCAUCGAGUACGAGUCGGACCUGACUUUCAUCGGCUGUGUGGGCAUGCUGGACCCUCCCCGGACUGAGGUGGCGGCCUCCAUCCGGCUGUGCCGCCUGGCCGGCAUCCGGGUCAUCAUGAUCACGGGGGACAACAAGGGCACGGCCGUGGCCAUCUGCCGGCGCAUCGGCAUCUUCGGCGAGGACGACGCCGUUGAUGGCAUGGCCUUCACGGGCCGCGAGUUCGAUGACCUGUCGCCCCAGGAGCAGCGCGACGCCGUCCUGAAGGCCCGCUGCUUCGCCCGCGUCGAGCCCUCCCACAAGUCCAAGAUUGUUGAGUUCUUGCAGUCUUUCAACGAGAUCACAGCCAUGACUGGAGAUGGUGUGAACGAUGCCCCAGCCUUGAAAAAGGCGGAGAUUGGCAUUGCCAUGGGAUCAGGGACCGCUGUGGCCAAGACUGCGUCGGAGAUGGUGCUGGCCGACGACAACUUCUCCACCAUAGUGUCGGCGGUGGAGGAGGGCCGGGCCAUCUACAACAACAUGAAGCAGUUCAUCCGCUACCUCAUCUCGUCCAACGUGGGCGAGGUCGUCUGCAUCUUCCUGACGGCGGCGCUCGGCUUCCCAGAGGCCCUGAUCCCCGUGCAGCUGCUGUGGGUGAACCUGGUGACUGACGGCCUCCCUGCCACCGCCCUGGGCUUCAACCCGCCCGACCUGGACAUCAUGAACAAGCAGCCCCGCAACGCCAAAGAGCCUCUCAUUUCCGGCUGGCUCUUCUUCAGAUACCUGGCCAUCGGAUGUUAUGUGGGUGCUGCUACCGUGGGUGCUGCUGCCUGGUGGUUCAUUGCCGCUGAAGAUGGCCCUCGGGUCACCCUGUAUCAGCUGAGCCACUUCCUGCAGUGCUCUCCAGAGAACCCUGAGUUCCAGGACCUGGAGUGCGAGGUGUUCGAGUCUCCUUACCCCAUGACCAUGGCUCUGUCUGUGCUGGUUACCAUCGAGAUGUGCAAUGCUCUCAACAGCCUGUCGGAGAACCAGUCCCUGCUGCGCAUGCCCCCCUGGGAGAACAUCUGGCUGUUGGGGGCCAUCUGCCUGUCCAUGUCCCUGCACUUCCUCAUCCUCUACGUGGAGCCGCUGCCGAUCAUCUUCCAGAUCACCCCCCUGAAUGUCCCCCAGUGGCUGAUGGUGCUGAAGAUCUCCUUACCUGUCAUUCUGCUGGACGAGAUGCUCAAAUUCAUAGCACGCAACUACCUGGAACCUGCUCGGGAUGUGUAAGCCCUAUUCAGGAUCAGAGGUUUUCUUUUAGUGUUGUGCAUGUGUGUUGUAAGCAGCACAUCAUCUUCCAAAGACGUGCAUGUAAAAAAAAAAAAAAAUGUAAAAUAAAAUGUUUGAGAAGGGAAGGGCAAAGGGACAUCAAAUACGAUUACAAAUAUGAUUCUUAAUUGAGAGAGAGCAUGUUUUACUGGACUUUUAAAAUGAGAAAAGUGGGAAAUCAGCCAGUUCCAGUGUACCGCGUCUACCUUCCCCCAUCUGACUUCACUGCAGGGGGGGGUUUCGCUUAGCCUCCGACCAUGAAUAAGAACGUCUAAGAAGGGUGUUCACAUCCCUUUUGAACUUUGUGUACAAUGUCAUAGUUUUAUAUCAAUGUACUGCAGUGCAUGCCCUUCAGUUGAGAAUUAUCAGAACUUUUAUCAGAAAUUUAUAUAAUAGCUAUGUAUAUUAUUGCUGCGUUCAAGUCUAUAAAAUAAGCCAUUUAUAUGCAAACUGUUUAAAUGUUGAAUGACGAAAGCUCAGAGUCACCAUUUCAUCUUUUCCUAAGGAAAUUAUUUUUUUGGCAGGGGAUGGGUGGGGUUUGCGUGUGCAAAAUAACCAAAACCUUUUGUUUUGCACUGUGAUGUAACCGACUUCGACGGGAUUCUACAGAACGGGGCCGGUGGCGGUCGGUCGCUUCCGGCCACCUGAAUCCCAGGCGGCUCCGAGCUCCCGAGUUCCGGUGCUGAUGACUGUGCCGUGCAUCACAUGACCUGUGGUUUCAGUGAAAUAAACCAAAUUGUACAUGA